Messenger RNA from Ilex paraguariensis (yerba mate), 1053 nucleotides. NCBI's taxonomy places the organism in Eukaryota, Viridiplantae, Streptophyta, Magnoliopsida, Aquifoliales, Aquifoliaceae. The record is from the annotation of a GenBank genome assembly.
AUGGAUCUAGUGAAUUUACAAAACUACAAUACCCAUGGAUCACAAGCUCUCUCUCCCAUCAAAAGCCCAACGAACUCAAUCUUUGGCCCACGUUUACAUUCUUCCCAUAACAGUUUUCCCAUCAUAGCAGUGGCCAUUAUUGGCAUUUUGGCCACUGCUUUCUUGCUAGUUAGCUACUACAUCUUUGUCAUCAAAUGCUGCUUAAAUUGGCAUCGAAUCGAUCUUCUAAGGCGUUUUUCAUUCUCUCGAAGACGACUUGUCGAAAACUCUCUAAUGGUUUACUCUCCAGCAAUCGAAAAUCGAGGACUAGACGAGGCAGUGAUUCGUUCAAUCCCAAUAAUUCAAUUCCAGAAAGGUUCCAAAGAAAAUUUGGGAGAAAGGAGCUUCUGUGACUGCUCAGUUUGCUUGAAUGAGUUUCAAGAAGGAGAGAAACUAAGAAUAAUACCAAAUUGUAGGCAUGUGUUUCAUAUAGAUUGUAUUGAUAUUUGGCUUCAAACCAAUGCCAAUUGCCCACUUUGUAGAAGGAGCAUUUCAUCAACAACAAGGUUCCAAUUGGAUCAAACCAUUGGUCCAAUAGCUUCUUCUCCUGAAGAUCAAACCCGAUACACCGAUAAUUUCACAGGCCGGGAUGAAGAUUAUGUUGUGAUUGAAUUAGGUGAUCACAAUUCUAAUGAUCAAACAUUGCUUAGAGUGCAAGAAAGAUUGGACUCAGGAGAAUUAUUAUCACUGCCAUCAAUUAGUCCUCCACCAAGAAAGUUGGAACCAAGAGUUGUGCAGAAGAAAAUGAAAAAAUUGAGUCAUGAAUGUAUUGAUAUGAGGGAGAAAGAUGAUCAAUUUGCAGUACAACCCAUAAGGAGAUCAUUUUCCAUGGACUCAGCCUCUGAUAAGCAGCUUUAUUUAGCAGUUCAAGAGAUUAUUAUGGAGCAGAACAGUGUUGUAAACGAGGUUAGCUCCAGUGAAGGUAGCAGUAGCAGAGUCAGAAGAUCAUUCUUUUCAUUUGGGUAUGGUAGAGGAUCAAGAAGUGCAGUUCUACCAAUUCAUUUGGAGCCAUAA